GGGUGCCCGGGGUCCAGGUGUUCAAGUCCUCCAGGGUCAGGUGGGGGGGUGCCUGGGGUCCAGGUGUCUGAAUCCUCCAGGAUCAGUUUGGGGGCUGCCUGGGAUCCAGGUAUCCAAGUCCUCCAGGGUCAGGUUUGGGGGGUGCCUAGCAUCCAGGCAUCCAAGUCCUCCAGAGUCAGGGUUGAGGGAUGCCCAGGGUCCAGGUGUCUGAGUCCUCCAGGGUUAGGAUUGGGGUGUGCCCAGGCUCCAGGUGUCCAAGCCCUCCAGGGUCAGGGUUGGGGUGUGCCCGGGGUUGAGGUGUCCAUGUCCUCCAUGGUUAGCUUUGGGGGGCACCCAGGGUCCAGGUGUCCAAGUCCUCUAGGGUUAGCUUUGGGGUGUGCCCGGGGUCCAGGUGUCCGAGUCCUCCAGGGUUAGCUUUGGGGGGCGCCCAGGGUCCAGGUGUCCAAGUCCUCUAGGGUUAGCUUUGGGGGGUGUCUGGGGUCCAGGUGUUCAAGUCCUCCAGGGUUAGGUUUCAGGGGUACCCGGGGUCCAGGUGUCUGAGUCCUCCCGGGUUAGGUUUGGGGCAUGCCCAGGAUCCAGGUGUCCCAAUUCUCCAGAUCAGGCUGGGGAGUUCCCAGGGUCUGGGUGUCCAAGUCCUCCUGGGUCAGGUGGGGAGUUCCUGGGAUCCGGGUGUCUGAGUCCUAUAGGGUCAGAUGGGGGGAGCCUGAGGUCUGGGUGUCCGAGUCCUCCAGGGUCAGGUUGGGUGGUGCCCAGGGUCCAGGUGGUCAAAUCCUCCAGGGUCAGGGUAGGGGGUGCCACGGGGUAGGUUGGGAGGUGCCCAGGGUCCAGGUGUCUGAGUUUUCCAGGGUCAGGUCAGGGUGCCCGGGGUCCAGGUGUCCGAGUCCUCCAGGGUCAGGUUGGGGGGUACCCGGGGUCCAGGUGUCCAAGUCCUCCAGGGUCAGGUUGGGGAGUGCCCAGGGUCCAGGUGUCCAAGUCCUCCAGGGUCAGGUUGGGGGGUGCCUGGGGUCCAGGUGUCUGAGUCCUCCAGGGUCAGGUUGGGGAAUUCCCGGGGUCUGGGUGUCCAAGUCCUCCUGGGUCAGGGGGACAGUUCCUGGGAUCCAGGUGUCCGAGUCCUGUAGGGUCAGGUGGGGGGAGCCUGAGGUCUGGGUGUCCGAGUCCUCCAGGGUCAGGUUGGGGAGUGCCCAGGGUCCAGGUGUCCAAGUCCUCCAGGGUCAGGUUGGGGAGUUCCUGGGGUCUGGGUGUCCAAGUCCUCCUGGGUCAGGUGGAGAGUUCCUGGGAUCCGGGUGUCCAAGUCCUCCUGGGUCAGGGGGACAGUUCCUGGGAUCCAGGUGUCCGAGUGCUGUAGGGUCAGGUGGGGGGGUGCCCGGGAUUCAGGUGUCCAAGUCCUACAGGGUCAGGUUGGGCAGUGCCCAGCGUCCAGGUUUUCAAAUCCUCCAGGGUCAGGUUGAGGGGGACCCAGCGUCUGGAUAUCCAAGUCUUCUAGGGUCAGGUCGGUGUGCCCAGGGUCCAGGAGUCCUAGUCCUUCAGGGUCAGGUUGGGGGUGUGUUUGGGGUCCAGGUGUCCGAGUCCUCCAGGGUCAGGUUGGGGAGUGCCCAGGGUCCAGGUGUCUGAGUCCUCCAGGGUCAGGUGGGGGGUGCCCAGGGUCUGGGUGUCUUGAGUCCUCCAGGGUGUGGUGGGGGGGCGCCCAGGGUUGAAGUGUCCGAGUCCUCCAGGGUCAGGUUUGGGGUGCCUGGGUUCCAGGUGUCCACGUCCUCCAGGGUCAGGUUUGGGGUGCCCAGGGUCCAGGUGUCUGAGUCCUCCAGGGUCAGGUGGGGGUUGCCCAGGGUCUGGGUGUCUGAGUCCUCCAGGGUGUUGUGGGGGAGCACCCAGGGUCAGGGUUUCCAAGUCCUCCAGGGUCAGGUUUGGGGCACCCAGGGUCGAAGUGUCCGAGUCCUCCAGGGUCAGGUUUGGGGUGCUUGGGAUUCAGGUGUCUGAGUCCUCCAGGGUCAGGUUUGGGGUACCCGGGUUCCAGGUGUCCGAGUCCUCCAGGGUUAGUUUGGGGUGUGCCCAGGGUCCAGGGCACAGGUUUGGGGUGCUUGGGAUUCAGGUGUCCAAGUCCUCCAGGGUCAGGUUUGGGGUACCCGGGUUCCAGGUGUCCGAGUCCUCCAGGGUCAGCUAAGGGGUG
Molecule: messenger RNA, 2164 nt
Organism: Cervus elaphus (red deer)
Lineage: Eukaryota; Metazoa; Chordata; Mammalia; Artiodactyla; Cervidae
Product: collagen alpha-1(III) chain-like
Exons: 2
Coding region: 565-1611 (348 amino acids)
Source: RefSeq, a predicted model, not a curated record